Molecule: messenger RNA, 1207 nt
Organism: Charadrius vociferus (killdeer)
Lineage: Eukaryota; Metazoa; Chordata; Aves; Charadriiformes; Charadriidae
Gene: IPMK
Product: inositol polyphosphate multikinase
Exons: 7
Coding region: 1-1077 (358 amino acids)
Biological process (GO): inositol phosphate biosynthetic process
Cellular component (GO): cytoplasm; nucleus
Molecular function (GO): inositol tetrakisphosphate kinase activity; inositol-1,4,5-trisphosphate 3-kinase activity
Source: RefSeq, a predicted model, not a curated record
AUGCGUAUACUGCAGCAUCCAGAUGGGACUGUCCUGAAGCAGUUGCAGCCACCACCUCGUGGUCCCAGGGAGCAGGAGUUCUACAACAAGGUUUAUGACUCUGACUGUUGCGACAGCAUUCUUCUGGAGCUGCGGGAAUAUCUGCCAAAAUACUUCGGUGUCUGGUCACCACCUACUGCACCAAAUGAUACGUAUCUAAAACUGGAAGAUGUGACCCGUAAGUUUAAUAAGCCUUGCAUAAUGGAUGUGAAAAUCGGUCAGAAAAGUUACGAUCCGUACGCUUCAGCUGAGAAGAUACAGCAGCAGGUCAGCAAGUACCCGCUGAUGGAAGAGAUUGGCUUUUUGGUACUUGGCAUGAGGGUUUACCAUGUCUCUUCUGACAGCUAUGAGACACAGAACCAGCACUAUGGAAGGAGCCUGACAAAGGAAACAGUGAAGGACGGCAUCUCAAAGUUUUUCCACAACGGCUACUGCUUGAGGAAAGAUGCGAUAGCCGCCAGCAUUCAGAAGAUUGAAAAAAUUUUGGAGUGGUUUGAGGGCCAGAAGCAACUCAACUUUUAUGCAAGCUCAUUACUCUUUGUUUAUGAAGGUUCAUGUCAGGCGACAACCGUGCGGUUGAGUGAUGUCACCUUGGCAGAGAAGAGAGGAGUGCCCAAGGGACUGCUAUCAGGUGGAGACAUACUGGAGUAUAAUAAUAAUAUUCGUGUAAUAAAUUCUACAGAGAAUGGAAAAAUCGAGGCCUCUGUAAGUAAAGGCUUGUCCAAAUUUUAUGCACUUCACAAAAAGGCAUACUCUAAGAGGCACCACAGUCAGCUCUCACUGAAAGUCGAAAACUUGGAGGAAGACAACGUGUGGAAAAGCAGCACGUGCAUUACACAGGAGCAUCUGAACGGAAACGUUAUACCCCAACUGGAAAAAGUUUUCUGUCACAUGCCAGCAGAGAUCAAGGAAAGCGCAAACGUAGAAGUCAGAAUGAUUGAUUUUGCUCAUGUGUUUCCCAGCAACACGAAGGAUGAGGGCUACAUUUAUGGUCUGAAGAAUUUAAUCACAGUACUUCAAAAUAUUUUGGAUAACUAAAUUCUUUGCUAUGGUUUUUACUGGGGGCCAAUGAUAAAGAAGAGCAACAACGUGAAGAAUUUCUGCACUUGUAAUGCUGUAUAACUGGGUGUUUAGAAAAUGGACUGAAAACUCUUAACGUGCAGGAUUG